Marmota flaviventris (yellow-bellied marmot) is the source of this 1134-nucleotide messenger RNA. RefSeq names its product LHFPL tetraspan subfamily member 2 (gene Lhfpl2). The record is from RefSeq and is a predicted model, not a curated record. Lineage: Eukaryota; Metazoa; Chordata; Mammalia; Rodentia; Sciuridae. Gene Ontology annotation, cellular component: membrane.
CCGCGCUGCUGCCGCCGGCCGCGGGAGUGAAUGACCACUGCUGCGACUUCCUUCCCAGCCUUCCUGAGCAGCCUCCCGCCUAGUCGGCUAGCUGUUUUGGUUGACCCCGUGGAUUCCUGCCUCUUUCUCCGCCGUGAACAUCAAUAUGUGUCAUGUCAUUGUCACCUGCCGCUCGAUGCUCUGGACCCUCCUGAGUAUUGUGGUGGCCUUUGCGGAGCUCAUUGCCUUCAUGAGCGCGGACUGGCUAAUUGGGAAAGCUAAGAGCCGCGGCAAUGCCGAGCCGGCCGGCGCGGGCGGGAGCCCCUCCGAGCCCUACCACCCAACUUUGGGCAUCUAUGCCCGCUGCAUCCGCAACCCCGGCGUGCAGCACUUCCCGCGGGACACGCUGUGCGGGCCCUACGCUGAGAGCUUCGGCGAGAUCGCCAGUGGCUUCUGGCAGGCCACUGCUAUUUUCCUGGCCGUGGGGAUCUUCAUUCUCUGCAUGGUGGCCUUGGUGUCAGUCUUCACCAUGUGUGUGCAAAGCAUCAUGAAGAAAAGCAUUUUCAACGUCUGCGGGCUCUUGCAAGGAAUCGCAGGCCUAUUCCUUAUCCUCGGUUUGAUACUCUACCCUGCUGGCUGGGGUUGCCAGAAAGCCAUAGACUACUGUGGACAUUACGCAUCUGCCUACAAACCUGGAGACUGCUCCUUGGGCUGGGCCUUUUACACCGCCAUUGGUGGCACAGUCCUCACCUUCAUCUGUGCUGUCUUCUCCGCACAAGCAGAAAUUGCAACUUCCAGUGACAAAGUACAAGAAGAAAUCGAAGAGGGGAAGAACCUUAUCUGCCUCCUUUAGUUUGGAAGAGACAUUAAUGCCAUUUUCUUUCUUGUGUAAUGUUGUGAAACAGUCCUCAUCCUUUGAAUCAUGUGGAGAACUAGCCUGUACCUAUCAAAGCCACAUUCCACAGCCCCAGGCUUUAGCAGGACCAAUGAGGGGCAAAGUUACUGGACAGGAGGGUUGCAGUGCAAAUGACAAGGGAUGGAACGUGAAAAUAGUCUGUGACCCUGACUGAAGUCAAGGAGUCCUGUCAGACUCCACCUCCCCCAGGGCUCCAUGAAGGAUAAUGAUCUGAAUCAUAAAGGCAUCUGAAUUUCUGA